Messenger RNA from Mercenaria mercenaria, 5790 nucleotides. RefSeq names its product transcription factor Sox-5-like. Gene Ontology annotation, biological process: regulation of transcription by RNA polymerase II; cell fate commitment. Bases 426 to 2675 code for a protein of 749 amino acids. The transcript is spliced from 9 exons. The record is from RefSeq and is a predicted model, not a curated record. Gene Ontology annotation, cellular component: nucleus. Gene Ontology annotation, molecular function: RNA polymerase II cis-regulatory region sequence-specific DNA binding; DNA-binding transcription factor activity, RNA polymerase II-specific. Lineage: Eukaryota; Metazoa; Mollusca; Bivalvia; Venerida; Veneridae.
UUCUUGUUUCAUAUCGUCGAGCCCUAUCUCUACGCUGAUGACAAGAAAUUAAUGCUUCCUUAAAUAUUCGACAGUCACUUGACCAAGUUAAAAAAAGGAAAAAUUAUUGUACUCGAAAAUAUAAUCGUAGAACAGCGUGUCAUUUCUGCUAAGUUUGAUUAACUGCUUCAGGAGCAUAAUUUAUGCUUUAUUGAACAAAUGUUAUAUAAUUAUUAAUACUGCAGCACCGGGAUGGACUUGUGUUAAUUAUACAUUUGUUAUUAAUGCAGAUGAGAUUUCUUUGAUAUUUGAAAGACAUUCUAGAAAAAAAAUUGAAGUGACUUUAACCCAUUUAGAUAAAAAGGAUUUUUUUGUUUGGUUUUAACUCGAUUUCAUCUGAUUGCUAUGGAAACCAUUUCAUCAUUAAUUAUGGAAGUUAAAGGAGCAUGUCUUCAAAGCGUAAAAAUACGCCAACCAAACUGCCUCGAGACGACGUCGUAAAUGAACGACCAAUCUACAACAGCUUACCUCAAGAUCAGCACAAUUAUAAUUACGAUCGGGACAUAGAUUAUCAGUCUCCAUUACAUAUUGUUGAAAAUCACGAAAAUUUCAACGGAAUCGACAACCAAGAUUCCGACUGUAGUAACGAUCGUGAUCGCCCUAAAAACAAGAAACAGAGAAUUCUGCAGAGCAUUCGUAACAGUUCAGAUUCUGAUUCCGAUCCAGAAAAUAAUUUCCAUUUGAAUAAUAACACAACAAAGCCCGGGUUUGGGUUGCACAAAAAAUCCAUGGAAAGUGUUCUUCGCCGACUUAACACGCACAAGCCAGAGAGUGCAUCGGAGCGUGAAUAUUUGGACAAAUGUCUAAAGAUGACUACGCAUGAAACAACAGACAUGCAGCUUUUCUCAAAUAUACAACAAUUGCUCAGUGACCAGACAGCACAGGAUAAAGAAAAGAAACUCGGGGAAAUGAUUGCUCAGUUACAGAACAUUAAAGAAAGUAUACGCAAGGAAAAACAGAGUUCUGAAGAAAGGUCCCCAAGUCCUGAAGAGAGAAAACAUGAAGUCCCAUCUCAUAUGACACUACCAUCAAGGAUGUCACCCCUGACAACGUCUGCGUUCCAAGUCGACACAAAGCAGCAUUCAUCGCCACCAUAUACCACCUCGCCAUACCAUUUGUCGCCAGUGACACAUUCCAGCCCCCUACCUUCGGACCACCACUCGACGCCAUCACCUCGUCAUGAAAACUCCAUGACCAGUCCAUCAGGACACAUGCCUCAUACACCAAUGUGGCUGGGUACUCCAAGAGACACUAGGGAACCGAGAGAUGCUGCCCCCACUGACCAAGAUGGCCCACUGAAUCUUUCAAAACCAAGAAAUGAUACCCCGAAAAGGGAGAGAACUGAGGAGCAUUAUAGUUACCAGCAUCACUUCGACCGAUCAGAGAAGGUUGCAACCCCACCUCCAGCCCAUAGCAACCAUCGUAUGAAUGUUAACACAACCUGCAGCAGUAGUAGCAGCCACAAUGCUAGUGUCAGUUCACCACCUGUACCAUCAACACCACCAAAAGUUUCAAUGGCUGAAAAUCCAUCUCCGCUCUUCCCAAGUGUGCGACCUCCCUUUCUGCCACCACAGUAUAGUCCAUUCCUGGGUCUAGCCAGUCACCUGCCUGUCUCCGUCCUCAACAACAACUUCAGCGCUCACUCCUACCUGAUGAAUGGUGGAAAACUUCCAAGCUUGGACUCCGAUAAGGAAAGUAUGGUACAUGAGGCUCUGGCACGACAGUAUGCUGCAGCUCAACACUCUGCCCACGGACCUCCAGUGUUUCCUGGUUUUGGACUGUCUAUGUAUCCUGGUGCAUCUCAUCUCUCUCCACACAGCAUGGCCAAGGAUCGUAAUGAACCACUAAGGGCUGACAACACUUCACCAAACUCUAAAAUGUUUGGCGCCAAAAUCAUCCGAGCACAGAAAGAGAAACAAGAUAUGAAUAAGCCGCAUGUAAAGCGACCAAUGAACGCGUUUAUGGUUUGGGCGCGUGAAGAACGGAGGAAAAUACUCAAAGCAUGUCCAGAUAUGCACAACUCAAACAUAAGUAAAAUAUUAGGUGCCAAGUGGAAGGCCAUGACCAACGCAGAGAAGCAGCCCUACUAUGAGGAACAGUCCCGUCUCAGUAAACUCCACAUGGAAAAACACCCCGACUACAGAUACAGACCUCGUCCAAAGAGAACAUGUAUUGUGGAUGGAAAGAAACUACGAAUUUCUGAGUACAAAAAUUUGAUGCGUUCCAGAAGACAGGACAUUCGUCGUGUCUGGUACGGAGACUCUGGGACCACAUAUGUGGAGGGAUUGCUCAAUUCAAAUGGUCAAGGUGUUCCAAGUUCUUCAAGUUCAGGGUACGAUUCUUCGCGGUUGAUGUCUCCGUCAGAAAUGGCAUCAAGUUUAAAUCAGGAAAAUGGUCACAAUAGCAGGGAACAUACUGCCAAUGGCAACAGUGAUCAUAGUGACGCAGAAGAUGUAAGCAUGCUUGAUCAGGAUCAGGCAGAUGCUCGUCUCCAUAGUGACGAGGAUAAUCUUAGUGACGAUCUUGACCAAGCAGACGACAAUAGUAUGGAUGCCUCAUACAGUAACCAUAGUAACUUAAAUGACUCAGAUUUUGCUAAUGGAAAUGGACCAGAAUUACAACAAGUUUCAACAUAGUUAUUAACAUUGUAAACUUGGACAAAGUCCUGAAAAAAACAACUUCUGUUAGGCUUGAAGGCCUUUAUUAUUUGUGAGAAGGUUGUGUGGUGCUAAAAGUGUAAAACGCUAGUUGUGAAUUACGUCUAAACUAAUAAAAAAGAGGCUGAAAAAUAUGCGAUGGCAAAGCAUUGAAUGAGAUGCAGAGGAGAUGAGAAGGAACAUAGUAUAUAAAUUUAGAGAAUCUGUCUGGUACCAGUCCAGCUUGAUCGGAGUAUGACUGUGAAGUUUGGGGUUUCCGACAAAUAGCUGGUUGCUAUUGUAGUGUUGUACAGAACUAUUAUAAAUUCACAAAUAUGUUCAGUUGUUAAGAAUUUUGUUAGUUAGAUGGCAUUGAUUGUAUAUGUUUUUGUUAUUUACUUAUAUGUCUCAGAAAAAAUAUAUGUACAGUACUCAAAUUAGGCAUUGCUUAUAGUAGACGAUGGAUAAGCCAUCCAGCCUGGCUAACUCUCAUGAUAUAUAUGUUGAUUUUGUUUUUUGUACUUAAAUGUGCUGUAUUGAACAAAUGUCCUAAUGUAAUGAGAUUGUUUUUCUGUACUGGAAAUCCACAAUGUUGUUACCUUGCUUAGAAAUCCUAAAUGUUACUAGUAUGUUGACUUUUGUCAUAUCAGGGAAACUAAAAUGACAGAAAAUUACUAUAUUUGUAAUAUAUAUAUAUAUAUAGUAAGCAACUUUCAUUUCUUCAUCUUCUGAUAGCAUCUACUUCAGUUCUAUAAAUAAUUCCGAUCCCAAAAUCAUUUUUGGAUAUAUAGAUUAAAUGCAUCAUGUGUGUAUGUCAUGUAUAUGUCCAAUUCUAGAGAACGAGAAAUCUUUUUUUGUCUACAGUUAAGGAGUUCUAAUAUUAAAUGUUUAAAAUCUGUUUUGAGAAUUUUUCAAAUCUAGUGUGACGUUGAAAACAGCCAGUAGUCUUUCAAGUCUGUGCAUUUACUGAAACUGUCCGUCAGUUAAUAGUUGAAAGAAAGUGGAUUCUAUUUAAUUAAUUAUCCACAAUUUUCCAUUUUGUUUUUCACAAAGCAUUUUCAGAAAAUCGUAAGAUUUUUUCUUUAUUGUAUUAGCGCUAUUGGCCUUAUUAUGAAAUUUUGCAUGUUAAAAUUUUAGAUAUUUAUCCCUUUAUUUUGUUUAAUUACACCAUAUAUUUAAGCAGCUAAGUAGAAUCCACUUUCAUUUAAUGAAGUUUAGUGCCAUUAAAACUGAUGUGUUCACUUUGAAAUGAAUUGUAAAUUGUAUAAAACGCAUGGAAAACAUGGUUACAUUUAAUAUGCUCAAAAGGUUAUAUAUAUAUAUAUAUCACGCAAAAUAAUAUUUGAUACAUUUUUUUUUUUGUUUUUGAGUAAAUGACAAACUUUUUCAACAGAAGUGCCAUAUUGUGUGUCAAAAUUUUGAACAUGUUCUGUUAACUGUUACAUUAUUAACUUUGGUUAAUUUUACACAUAAAAGUUUCUAGUCAUGCCCAGAAAAAUUCACUUGAUACCUUUACCAGAAUUAUACAAGAAAAAAAAAUAUGGUUCAGAAUCAUAUUUUCGGUAUGGGAAAAUGGUUAUAUUUGCAAAUAUUACAAACUUAAAUGAUAGCCCAAGAUAAAACUGAAAUCCAGAAGGCAAGUUUUGUUUUUAUCCUUUCCUGUUCAGAACAUCCAAAAAUUGAAAUCCCUUUGCAGAUAUUUGUAUGUGUUAAUGAUGUCAGUAAAUUGUUUCUUUCAUGAUAUAUAUUGAAUCAGUAAACGCAAAUAAGUGACCACCAAGGUUAAAAAAUGAAAUUGGAAACCAGUCUGAAACUCCAGCAUCUGAUUGGUUGUUUCUGAGCACAAAUCUGAAACUGACCAAUGGCAAGACUGCAUUUUGAGACUGGUCCCAGGUGUUCUUAAAUGGCAUGUUUUACAUGAUCUCACCUCCUGUGAAUCAGACAUUUUUGCUUACUGACUGAGCUUAGGUAUAAUAGCAACUACAUUUUAUGGAAAAAGAAUGUAACUUAGUGAAAUACCAGAAUUUUACACUUUUUUUCAACGAACAAAGCUGGUGUGGACAAACUAGGUGUUUAUUUUCACUUGCUAUAUUUUAGGUUAAUAUUUUGUACAAUACAGUUUUUAGACACUUGUCACAAUUUUGUGAUAGCUUUACAUGUGAAAGAGUUAUAAUCGGGUAAAUUUAAUAUUAGAAUUAGACAUUGAUAUUUUUUAGAUGAAAAUGUUUUUGAAUGUAUAGUGUCCCUUUUAAAAUACUGUGAAAUUUACACUAGUUUAUAUAUAUAGAUGUUAGAUUGUAAAUUAAUGGGAGAUUUCGGCUGGUAAAUAAGCUAGAUUAAUACUUUAGACCUGCAGAAAACCUAACUUUAUUUCUUACAUUGGAAAUUAACAACAAACCAUGAAGUUAUUAGUCCAUGAAAGAAAUAAGUUAGGUUUUCAGACAGCACUUUGAACUAAUCCAUGACAAAAUUACCCAUAAUGCCUUGCUUCUAGUCUGCUUGUUAUUUGACAUAUGUCCCUUGGUAGUCCAUGUGAAUGGCAUUUAAAUGCAUUAACUGACAUUCUUAAAAGCUGUUUUUAGUUUCCCUACCUUCUCACAGUUGUAUCUUUGGUCAAAUUCUGGCCACAAAUAGAACGAUGGAUUCAUCAAUAGUUUUAAACACGUUCUAAUAGAUUAGCUGUCAUACAGUUUAACAAUCUUGAACAAAUGAAAAUUUUAAUUAAUUCAAUUGCAUAUACAAUAUAAAGCAUUGAAAUGUAUUUUGCCAGAAUUACAAAACCAAAUUGUGUCGAAAGGUUUCAUUUCGGUUGUAUAAAUUUCAUUUAAUGACUUCACAUUACCGAACUUUAUUCCUAUCAUUUUAUUACAACAAACCAGUUCUGAAACAUGUCAGUUUCUAAUUACAACUAGUAGUGAUAUAUGACAGUCACUUGAAAUUCCACAUAUAGUUGUCUAUUGUGACCAUUAGGAUAAGAAAUUAUGUUCAUUUUUUUGUUUAUUUUCUAUAUGUUUAGACUCCUAUAUAAAGUUUAGCUGCAGCUGCUGAUGUUAAAUAUUCUAUUGUUACUUAUCAGUUAUAGAAAUAUGUCUAUUAAAAUACUGACAAAAAUAUA